This is a messenger RNA of Drosophila busckii, 2897 nucleotides long. RefSeq names its product 5-hydroxytryptamine receptor 1A. The transcript is spliced from 9 exons. Gene Ontology annotation, biological process: neuropeptide signaling pathway. Gene Ontology annotation, cellular component: membrane. Bases 612 to 2558 code for a protein of 648 amino acids. Gene Ontology annotation, molecular function: corazonin receptor activity. Lineage: Eukaryota; Metazoa; Arthropoda; Insecta; Diptera; Drosophilidae. The record is from RefSeq and is a predicted model, not a curated record.
AACAGUUGCAUCAACGGCAGCUGUCUGCAUUAAAAAUUACGGCGUAUACAAAAAAAAUAAAGGCGAACUAAGUAUCAAAGACUUGGCGUUGGAACUUAAGCAGCCAAUUUCUAUGUUAGUUGCAAUGUGCGUUUUAAAAUUUAAUAACAGCAGCAUGCAGUAGCUGCUGCAUUUCUUAUUGAUAGUUAAACAUUAGCCACAGAGCCCGCAUAAGCUGCAUAAUAUGAGUUGAGUAAAUAAUAAGAAACUGCCACGUCAAAAGUUUACGCUCAAGUGCUGUUAAGUGUUGCCCAAAGUUUUGAGUGUGCUCGUAACGCGUUGCAGUGCCUCCUAAUACGUUAACGUAACGGCUAAAGUUUGCACAGCCAGCCAGCCAGGCAGCUAGCCAGACAAACUUACUUACUGACUUGACUGACUGGCCAACUGCUGCUGCAGUUUUGAGUUUCGAAUUUGAAGUUUUUGACAACAACAAAUUUAGUUAACAAAACGCGCAACAACUGUGAACGUGACUGAAUUUAUUUCAUAUUUUUAAAUGUGCGCAACGCUUGUCGGCUAAACAGCGCAACACUCCGCGUAUACGCAACGUGCAAUUCUAAGGCGUAUGCUCUGCAAUGGACCUCAAGAGUGGCUCACUGCUCGUUGCACCCGCUGUUAAGAACUCCAGCUGCUCACAUCCACGCUACACUGGCCACAAUCUGAUCCAGCACAUUGGCAUUGCGGAGACAAUUGAAGCGGUGCUCAUUUUGGUGCUAACACUGGGCGUCAUAGGCGCCAACUGUUUGGUUAUCUUUGUCAUAAACAAUCGUCGCUAUGCUGCCUACAUACACCAACAGCCACGUUAUCUGCUCACAUCGCUGGCGCUAAAUGACCUAACAAUUGGUUUGCUAAUUACGCCGUUUGGAUUAAUGCCAGCAUUGUUUCACUGCUGGCCAUAUGGAGAGAUCUUUUGCCAAAUACAGGCGCUGCUGCGUGGCGCGCUGUCGCAGCAGAGCGCCGUCAUCCUCGUCUGCAUGGCCGUGGACCGAUACAUGUGUGCACUGCAUCCGCGUCGUUAUUAUCAGCACUCUAGCAAAAAGGGCUGCGUUGCCAUAUUGAGCUUAACAUGGAUAAUCAGCCUGACGGUGUUUGGAUUCCUCGUGCUGCCCAAAGGAUACUAUUUCAACAACACCGGCUUAAUGGCCUGCGAACCGUUCUACAGUAAGCCCUCGUAUCGCAUACUAUCCACAUGCGCAUUGUACUUUCCCACCACAAUGGUGCUGAUGUACUGCUACGGCUCGAGCUUUCAUAUGAGCCGUUUUCGCUUGAACGAUCCAACAAUGCCGCUCACAGCGGCCGCACAUCAUCCGCAUCCACAUCAUCCGCCCCAGCAGCUACAGCAUCAACAACAACAGCAGCAGCUCCAACAGCAACAGCAGCAGCAGCAACACCCACAGUCGGCGCAUCUUUUUGGACAUGGUAGCCAUGGGCACUCGCAUCACACCCACCACCAUCAUCAUCGCCCACCAGUCAUGAACCAUCUGAGCAUGGCCAUGAGCAUGGGACUCGUGGGCAUGCCAAGCAUGACCAACAAGAUAACCAAAAAGAUUGUGCCCAUACAGGAGAAGAACUCUAGUGGGAACACGUCACGUUCUAUGGCUGCCAUUUCGCUGGGAUUCAUUGUUAUGGUCACACCGUGGACCAUACAGGAGAUUGUCACCGCCUGCACUGGCUCGAAGCUGCCGCCGUUUCUUGAUUUUGUAGUCACUUGGACUUCAUUGAGCAACAGCUUGUGGAAUCCUUUUAUGUAUUGGCUGCUAAAUUCCGAUUUUCGUCGCCUUAGCCGCCAACUGAUGCCCAAUCGAUGCUUUCCCAACAAGGAUACACCGGAGCACAAGUCCGCCUGUUGUCACAUCAAUGCGAACGAUUUUGAAAUCACAACGCUGCCGCUGCCACCGGAACCGCCCGCCUCGCGACCGCCAGCUAAUAAUGGCGGCGGCGGCGGCGGUGGCAACAGCGCGUCGGUGGGUCAAGGCGGCAUUGGCGGCGCCAUUGGUGGCUCUGUGCUGGGCAUUUGUGCGCGCUCGCGCGCCAACAGUUUGAGUCGCAGCGCCUCGCAGUACAUACGCGGCACGCUGGGCGGCGGCGGCGGCCACGCCCAUCAGUCAGCCGCCGAGAACUAUGCAGCCAUGCGGCCCGACAUUGAGGGAUUGUCUGAGAAGUAUUGGGGUGAAAUUUUGGAGCGCACUGUCAGCUCGGGCAAUUUGCAUGCCAUGCAAAAGACUUUCCCGCACUUUCCGUAUCAUCAGCAUCAGCAUCAGCAUCAUGUGCAUCAGCCGCAGCAGCAUCAGACCACCUCGUUUAGCAAGCACAGCGAUCUGCAUUUGAACAUAUCGAGCGCUGCUCAGGAGGCCGCCGCCGCCGAGCUAAGCAAAUUCUCCAAUUCGGAGCCCAAGCUAUGCGAGCAUCUCUUCCACGAUGCCAACUGCGCCAAGAGCAAGCUGCUGGACGCCGGCAACGGCGCAACGGUGUGCACAGUAGCCGCCAAGCUGGCAGCAGGACGCAGCAUACCGGACAUCUAGUACGCAGAGGAUGUGAUACUCGCCAACAGUCAACAGCUGGCGGCGCGGCAGGCCAAGUGCGCGCAUCAUCCGCAGCAUCAGCAGGCUCGAAGCUUGCUGCUGGGUCAUCCACAAACGGGCAGCCUGCGCUUGAGCCGGGUACGCGCCGCUUGCCACAGUCCACCACCGCCCCAAUGCACCGCCGACAGCAUGAGCGAGUAUCGCAAGUAGUUAACGACAGAGAUAGUGAGAGUUAGUUAGCCAUUAGUUAGCGCUUAAGUCUAUAUGUGUGUAUGUGUCUAACGAAAAAAUUCGGUAUACUUCUCUUCAAACGUUUGAAUUGCUUUGCUAUUCAAUUUC